This is a messenger RNA of Hevea brasiliensis (rubber tree), 990 nucleotides long. RefSeq lists its product as uncharacterized. The record is from RefSeq and is a predicted model, not a curated record. NCBI's taxonomy places the organism in Eukaryota, Viridiplantae, Streptophyta, Magnoliopsida, Malpighiales, Euphorbiaceae. Bases 1 to 990 code for a protein of 329 amino acids. The transcript is spliced from 3 exons. Gene Ontology annotation, molecular function: zinc ion binding; nucleic acid binding.
AUGGACUUUCUGGGAAAGAAGGAAGAUUAUCCUCCAACAGCCAAAAACUGGCUAGACAGAACAGAAUGGGUACUGAAACAACUUCACGGCACCCCAGAGCAGAACCUAGAGGGUGCUGUAUCCCUAUUCCAGGACGAUGCCUAUCAAUGGUGGGACACAGUAUUUAGGGAGGUGCAACUUGACCAAAUCACCUGGGAUUUCUUCCUCACGGAGUUCCGAAAGAAGUAUGUUAGUAAUGCGUAUCUGGAAGAGAGGAGAAGAGAAUUCAUGAGUCUGAGGCAGAGACAGUUAUCAGUGGCAGAAUAUGAGAGAGAAUGUAUCAGACUGAGUCGGUAUGGAAGGGAAAUAGUACCCAUAGAGGUUGAGAGGUGCAGAAGAGUCGAAGAAGGGCUAAAUGACAAUAUUAAAUUGCUUAUUAUUGCAUUGACGAUUACGGACUUUGCUCAGUUGGUUGAAGCUGCACUAAAAGUAGAAAGGGGUUCUAUUCAGACACCAGAUCAGGGCCAGUCUCAGAGGCCCAGAUCUCAGUUCACAUUGAGGAAAGGCCAAUCCACACCAUCAGUGGGCAGUUCUCUAGGGAUAGUGUAUAGGGGACCAGCCCCAGCAGUCUCUUCAGCCUGUCCACACUGCCAUAAGUGGCACAAGGUUGAAUGUAGGCGAGAUACUGGGGGUUGCUUCCAGUGUGGGUCUACUGAGCACCAAAUCAGAGAUUGCCCAAGGAGGACUGCUACAGCUGCUCCAAUACAAGCUGACAAACCUGCCUCUAUAGCUCAAAGGGGUAGAAGGCCGGAUAAAUCUGAGGCAGUUGGAACUUCACAGAGGCCAGCAUCAGAGUCAGUUGAGAGUCCAGAAACCAGGGCACCAACAAAGGCAUAUGCUAUGAGGGCUCAAGAGGAGCAAGAUGACCUAGAUGUCAUCAAGGAGAUGUUCUCUCUCCAUGACAUACUUGUUUAUGCAUUGAUUGAAAAGGAUUACACUGAAAACUCCUGA